Messenger RNA from Camelina sativa (false flax), 1452 nucleotides. The record is from RefSeq and is a predicted model, not a curated record. NCBI's taxonomy places the organism in Eukaryota, Viridiplantae, Streptophyta, Magnoliopsida, Brassicales, Brassicaceae.
AUGACCGGUGAUCAAAGAUAUUUUGAUCAGAUUGAUGAUUCCAUCACAGGAAAGUUAAUAUUUGGUGACGAUUCCCGUAUUGAUAUCAAAGGAAAAGGACCAAUCUCCUUUAUAGAUAUCAAUUGGGAACCAAGAAAGAUGAUGAAUGUCUACUUUAUUCCGGACCUCAAGAAUAAGAUCAUUAGCCUCGGACAAGUUACGGAGGCAGGAUGUGACAUCAGAAUGCGAGGAGAACACCUAACUAUGCAUCAUCACAAUGGGAAGCUACUUGUCAAGGCAGAAAGGUCCAACAACAGGAUGUAUAAGGUUUUUACCUUCUUUCUUUCUUGUGCACACUUUUCGUUUCUAUCUCAGUUCGUAACAGUUCAAGAUUUAUCGAUUAAGAUUUCUGAAAGAAGCAAAAAGCUAAAAAAUAUGGACUUUGAUGAUGAACCCAAGCCAAAGGAGGUUGCUAAAACCCGUAGAUUCGCACCUGGCCCCGACGUCGUCAAACCGUCUAUUGAUGCUAAUAACCUCGUAAGCUCUGUGGUAAGUGAAGUCAAAUCAAAAACAAGCAUUGGAGACAGUGAUUUGUCUGAUGCUGAUGUACUAGAAGCAAUUGACAGAGGUGGCAAAGAUGCCUAUGCGUUUUGCAACAAACCAGCUACUUAUUGGGCUUUGGAUCCAAUUGAUGGCACAAGGGGGUUUCUUAAAGGAGAUGAAGCUUUAUAUGUGGUAGGAUUGGCCCUUGUUGUAGAUAAUGAAAUUGUGCUAGGAGUUAUGGGAUGUCCAAACUGGCCAGGAGAUUUAUCAGAUCAAUCCACCGGAACUCUAAUGAUCUCGCAUAUUGGCUGUGGAACGUGGACCAAGGGGUUACAAAAUAUCUCUGGCAAAGUAAGCGGUGAUUGGACAAGGUGUUUUGUUGAUUCCUGUGAUUUAGUGAACAAAGCAAGGUAUUGUAUACAAGAAAGCCAAACCUGGGAAUCACUUCCUCUCUCUGGUUUCUUCGCUGCAAAUAUAGCUUCAGAUGACUUACAGCAUGAAGAUAUCAUUCUGGUGCCCACAUGUUGUGGAAGUUUGUGCAAGUAUAUGGUGGUAGCUUCAGGCAGAGCAUCGGUUUUCCUUCUCCGAACCAAAACUCAGCGAACAAUAAAGUCUUGGGAUCAUGCUGUUGGGAUGAUAUGUGUUCAUGAAGCCGGAGGAAAGGUAACAGAUUGGGAAGGAGAUGAAAUCAAUUUGGAGGAAGAUCAAUCUGAAAGAAGGAUCAUUUUCCCCGCGGGUGGUGUUCUAGUUAGCAACGGACGUUUACAUAAUCAGCUUCUUGAGAUGACAUCUUCUGCUUCACCAGCUUUGAUUCAUAUAAUUCAUAAUCAGAUUCUUGAGAUGAUCUCCAUUCUUGUUCUACUUUGGAGUAUGUUUGUUUAUAUAUUGUAUUAUUGAAAGUACUGUAUAUCUAGUUGGUUUUCGUUUAUC